Nycticebus coucang (slow loris) is the source of this 3296-nucleotide messenger RNA. It is a transcript of the gene DUSP11, whose product is annotated as dual specificity phosphatase 11. The transcript has 9 exons. The record is from RefSeq and is a predicted model, not a curated record. NCBI's taxonomy places the organism in Eukaryota, Metazoa, Chordata, Mammalia, Primates, Lorisidae. Gene Ontology annotation, biological process: protein dephosphorylation. The coding region runs from base 178 to 1176 and encodes 332 amino acids. Gene Ontology annotation, molecular function: polynucleotide 5'-phosphatase activity; protein tyrosine/serine/threonine phosphatase activity.
AAACCGGCGUGGUGACGCUAUCACGUGGGCGGUGGCGCAUGCGCAAUAGGAGGUGCGGGGCGCUGUGUGGGUUUCCGGCGAGGCUCUUCCCGUGGAGGGUCUUUUUCAGGCACCAAGGGCGCCGGACUGGCGCUUUUGGCCGGCUUGACUUUGAGUAGGCGGCUUCUUGGGGCCCAUAUGAGCCAGCUGCAUCAUGCCCGCAGUGGCUGGGGCCGGGGAGGCGACUUUUCUGGACGCUCCUCAGCCAAGAGGAAGGGCGGAAAUCACAUCCCGGAAAGGUGGAAAGACUAUCUUCCAGUUGGACAGCGGAUGCCUGGGACUCGUUUCAUUGCUUUCAAAGUUCCUUUGCAAAAGAGUUUUGAAAAGAAUCUUACUCCAGAAGAACGCUUUUCUCCUUUGGAUCUUUUAAACAAAAUCCAAGAACAAAAUGAAGAACUUGGACUGAUAAUUGAUUUAACAUACACUCAACGCUAUUAUAAACCACAGGAUUUGCCAGAAACUAUUCCUUACUUAAAAAUUUUUACAGUUGGGCAUCAGGUGCCUGAUGAUGACACUAUUUUUAAAUUCAAAUGUGCUGUAAAUGGGUUUUUGAAGGAAAAUAAAGAUAAUGACAAGCUUAUUGGUGUCCACUGUACUCAUGGUUUAAACAGGACUGGCUACCUAAUCUGUAGAUAUUUGAUUGAUGUAGAAGGCAUGAGGCCAGAUGAUGCAAUUGAAUUAUUCAAUAGGUGCCGGGGACACUGCCUAGAAAGACAGAACUACAUUGAAGACCUUCAGAAUGGUCCUAUAAGAAAGAAUUGGAAUUCCAGUGGGUACAGGUCAAGUGGAUUUCAAGACUCAGCACAUCUCAUGGAACCAGUCCACACAAUGAAUAAACCUGUUAGACAAGGCCCUAGGUAUAACCUGCAUCGGACCCAAGGUUACCCAACUCCUUCUCAGCAUUUCCACACCCGGUCCCAAAAUUUUCAACAGUCAUUCAGGAAAUUUCCACAGAAUCAGAAUGUUUACCAGAGAAGCCAUAUCCCUCCUCCUGGUCCCCCAGGAGAGGACUAUUCACAAAGGAGAUACUCUUGGCAUGCGAAGCCAUAUGCCCAUCAAGCAUCUCAGAAUAAAAGGUGGUAUUCUGACAGCUAUAACAGACCAUCCAACCCAACCUAUUGGGGAUGGACCAAGUGAUACAAACCUGUCCCAGAAAUGUACCUGGAGACAAGAGCUGGACUGAAGACACCUAGAGUGACUUUUAAUUAAAUCAGGUCAAAUGACAUUUUUUUUAUUGUUCCUUUUGUGUUCAAGUUUAAGGAAAAACAAUAUUGAUAUUUACUUCUGUGUUAAUAAGUUUGUAGUAAUUACAGCAAAGGAAAAUACUGUCUUUCCAAUCUUAAAACUUUUCUAAAGGAAAAUAUUUUAGAACUGAUAAAGCAUUAAGAACUUCCCUUGCAAAUUAUUUUUGAAAAAUACUGUCUGGUUUUUCUAUGUAUUUCCUUUUGAUAAGAUCUAUGAUAUAUGUGUGUGUGUAUUCAGAAAUGUUUAUAAUGUUUUUGUCAUGUUCUAUUAUUUACUUGGUCAUUAAGGGUUUCUUUAUUUUUCCUAACUGUUCACAAUUUCUAAUAAAAUUUACAUAGGAGAUAAAACCUAGUCACUAUCUAUAAUUUUAAUUGUGAUUAGAUAUUUCUUUCUUUGAUAGUCAGUUGGGGAUUUGACCAACGUCCUUUCACUUGGUGAUUGGAUUGCCAGGUAAACCAUCUCACACAAGAAUGGACAAACAUAUUAAUUAUACUGAUGGAUAAUUGUCAUUGGCUGGGUAGAACUAUUCAGAAAACUUAAACUUUUAUAGAUCAUAAGGAUUGCUUGAUGAGCAGAGUAAGAUAUGACCAUUUAAAGCCUGGGGUAUCUGGGUAGACUGGUUGUAUCAUUGCUCCCCUGUUGACUGUAAUUUCCUGGGAUCUUUCUCCAGUUCCUUCUCACAGUGGAUUGGUAGCUUACCUUGAUUGACUUUUUCCAAGUUGUUUUCUUCUGUUGCUAUAUUGCUGGAACACACAGACGAAUCUCUAGGGAGGGUGUUAUUUUUAGUUGCACAGGAAGCCAGAAACUGUUGGUUGCUUGAUGAAGUGUGUACUUAUCUUGACACAGAGUAAGCUUCAGUAAAAUAUUUGAUAAAUACUUGGGCAAGUUCUUUUCUUUCUUUUUUUUUUUUUUGAGACAAGAGUCUCACUGUGUCGCCCUUGGUAGAGUGCUAUGGCGUCACAGCUCACAGCAAUCUCAAACUCUUGGACUUAAGCUAUUCUCUUGCCUCAGCCUCCAAAGUCGCUGGGACUACAGGUGCUCACCACAAUGCCCAGUUAUAUUCUUUUAAUAGUUGUCAUUGUUGUUUAGCUGGCCCAGGCCAGGUUCGAACCCACCAGCCCUGGUGUAUGUGGCUGACACCUAACCAGCAAGCUACAGGUGCUGAGCCAAGUUAUUUUUUUGUCUUAUUUUUUUUCCUUUUUUGAGAUAUGGUCUGUUACCUGGGCUACAAUGUAAUGGCAUCAUAAUAGCUCAGCGAAACCUCCAACUCCUGAACUUAAACAAUCUUCCUGCCUCAGCCUCCCAAAUAGCUUAGACUACAGGUGUGUGCCACUACACUUGGCUAAUUUCUUUUAUUUUUUGUAGAGAUAGGGUCUUGCCCAGGUUGGUUUUGAACUCCUGACCUCAAAUGAUCCUUCAGCCUGGGCCUCCCAGAGUACUAGGAUUACAGGACUGAGCCCCUACACUUGGCCCAGCUUUUUUUUUUAAAGUAUCUGAUUUUGAGGAUUUGUGUCAUUGAGUGUCUGAUAUUGCAAGGAUAGUUAUUUUCUUUCUUAUGUAUGAAUAACAUCUGGACCUUGACUGGCCCCUGGUUAAAAAAUUUUGCAGUUGGGAAAAAAAAAAAAAAUUUGCAGUUGGGCGGCGCUGGCCCCAUAUACUGAGGGUGGCGAGUUCAAACCCGGCCCCGGCCAAACUGCAACCAGAAAAUAGCCGGGUGUUGUGGCGGGUGCCUGUAGUCCCAGCUGCUCGGGAGGCUGAGGCAAGAGAAUCGCUUGGGCCCAGGAGUUGGAGGUUGCUGUGAGCUGUGUGAGGCCAUGGCACUCUACCGAGGGCCAUAAAGUGAGACUCUGUCUCUACAAAAAAAAAAAAAAUUUUGCAGUUGGCUCGGCGCCCAUAGCACAGUAGUUAUAGCACCAAGGUUGGUGGGUUCCAACCCGGCCCGGGCCAGCUAAACAACGACAACUGCAACAAAAAAUAGCCAGGCACUGUGGCAGGCACCUGUAGUCCCAGCU